Molecule: messenger RNA, 663 nt
Organism: Arxiozyma heterogenica
Lineage: Eukaryota; Fungi; Ascomycota; Saccharomycetes; Saccharomycetales; Saccharomycetaceae
Gene: RPB4
Product: DNA-directed RNA polymerase II subunit RPB4
Exons: 1
Coding region: 1-663 (220 amino acids)
Biological process (GO): transcription initiation at RNA polymerase II promoter
Cellular component (GO): RNA polymerase II, core complex
Molecular function (GO): nucleotide binding; translation initiation factor binding
Source: RefSeq, a predicted model, not a curated record
AUGAAUAUUUCAACAUCUACAUUUCAAACAUCUAGAAGAAGAUUAAAGAAAGUGGAAGAAGAGGAGAAUGCCACAACAUUGCAAUUAGGGCAUGAGUUUCAAUUAAAACAAAUUAAUCACCAGGGUGAAGAGGAAGAAUUAAUUGCUUUAAAUUUAAGUGAAACUAGAUUAUUAAUUAAAGAAGCCUUAAUUAGCCGUAGAAGAGCAUUCAGAAAGGCACAACGUUCACAAAUAAAAAAGAAAGCAAAUCUGAGUAAUUCUACAACAGAAAACGGUGGUGAUACUACAGCUGUAGAAGAUGAAGAUGAAGAUGAGGAGGACGAUGAAGAUGAAUUUAUGAGAAAUGAGACUAGAGAAAAGGAACUAGAAUCUUUGGACACAUUAUUAGAACAAACAACAACGGGAAACAAUAAAGAUUUGAAAAAUACUAUGGAAUAUUUAACCAAUUUUUCAAGAUUUAGGGAUCAGGAAACUGUAAGUGCAGUUAUACAACUAUUAAAAAGUACAGGUUUACAUCCCUUUGAAAUUGCUCAAUUAGGUUCACUUGCAUGUGAUACUGCAGAUGAGGCGAAAACAUUAAUUCCAAGUUUAAAUAACAAAAUAUCAGAUGACGAGCUAGAAAGAAUAUUAAAAGAAUUAUCAAAUUUGGAAACAUUGUAUUGA